Messenger RNA from Exophiala mesophila, 1451 nucleotides. RefSeq lists its product as uncharacterized. The record is from RefSeq and is a predicted model, not a curated record. Gene Ontology annotation, molecular function: pyridoxal phosphate binding; transaminase activity. The transcript has a single exon. NCBI's taxonomy places the organism in Eukaryota, Fungi, Ascomycota, Eurotiomycetes, Chaetothyriales, Herpotrichiellaceae. Bases 1 to 1371 code for a protein of 456 amino acids.
AUGGGUUCUCUGGAGAAGAGCAGCUCUCAAGUCCUGGCUGAGGCCCUGGUUGAUGCCCACCAGAACUAUACCACCAAAAAUCCUCUAUCAAAGGCCCAGAAUGAACGGGCUUGCGAAUAUCUCCCAGGAGGCAACACUCGCACCGUCCUUCACACAACGCCAUUCCCACUCACAAUGUCAUCUGGGUCUGGUCCAACUUUGACCACCCUCGAUGGAGACACAUAUCUCGAUUUCCUCGGUGAAUACACUGCUGGAAUUUAUGGCCACAACCACCCUGCCAUCAAGUCGGCUAUCUCCACUGCCGUUGAGUCAGGGUGGAAUUACGGUGCCCAUAAUGCGUAUGAAGCCGAGUUUGCCCAACUCAUUGUAUCCCGUUUCCCAGCGCUGGAGCUGGUCCGGUUCGUCAACUCGGGCACCGAGGCUAACAUGAUGGCAUUGGCCACUGCUCUUGCAUACACUGAUAAAACACAAGUUCUCCUAUUCACCAAAGGAUACCACGGCUCCACCAUCUCCGGUCGCACACCUUCGACGAAGAAGUCGAUCAAUCUGCCUCACAAUUUUCUGGUUGGGACAUACAACGAUGUUGCUGGGACUGAGUCACUCGUUUCGUCGCUGGACAACCCCAAGGAAUCUCUAGCUGCCAUCCUCGUCGAGCCCAUGCUAGGCUCCGGUGGUUGCUAUGCAGCCACCCGCGACUUCUUGCACACACUGCGCCGACUGGCCACAGAGAAUAAUGCCCUGUUGAUCUUUGACGAGGUCAUGACCUCUCGUUUGUCGUACAACGGCCUGGGCGCCACCACGGGAGUGACACCAGAUCUAAUGACCUUGGGCAAAUGGGUCGGUGGCGGCAUGUCGUUUGGCCUAUUUGGCGGCAAACGUGAAAUUAUGCAGUUAUACGAUCCACGGUCUGGCCGGCUCGAGCAUCCGGGCACGUUCAACAACAAUGUCUUUACGACCAGAGCAGGCAUUGCCGGGUGUCAGUUGUUGACCCAAGACGUGGUUGACACGCUGAACAAGACGGGCGAGUUGAUGACUAGCCGUGUGGAGGAGGUCUUGACCAGCUACGGAAUCAGCGGCACAAUCCCAACGCAGCCCAUCCUGGACGACAGCCUCCACUCUGUCUCGCACCCAGAUCGACCACCCAAGAUGUUUAUCAAAGGAGUGGGCAGUCUAAUGGCAAUCCAUUUUGCAGGCCCUGAUCGCGAUGUGUUGCAGGGCUUGUUCUAUCAUGCCAUGCUGGACCGUGGAAUCUACCUAGCUCAAAGAGGAUUUAUUGCUCUCAACAUUUUGAUCACUGAGGAACACGUCGCUAAAUUCGUCGCUGCUUUGGAAGACUUUGUCAAUAGCUGGGCCAAAGCGUUACGCUGGUAGGCCCGAGAGGACUAGUAAUGCACAACUCACAAGAGUCAAUGAUGAAAAAUGCUGUGUGACGAAUUCUCGCCGGCAAUUGC